Anthonomus grandis grandis is the source of this 1791-nucleotide messenger RNA. RefSeq names its product zinc transporter 2-like. The coding region runs from base 284 to 1510 and encodes 408 amino acids. The record is from RefSeq and is a predicted model, not a curated record. The transcript is spliced from 8 exons. Gene Ontology annotation, biological process: response to zinc ion; zinc ion transmembrane transport. Gene Ontology annotation, molecular function: zinc ion transmembrane transporter activity. Gene Ontology annotation, cellular component: plasma membrane. NCBI's taxonomy places the organism in Eukaryota, Metazoa, Arthropoda, Insecta, Coleoptera, Curculionidae.
UACUUGUUUUUUUAAAACAACGUUACAUGUUAAUAAAAUGAAAUCUCCAUAAAAAGUUAAUGAAACGUAUAAUGAAUUAAGAAAUAGCACCUGGUUGUUUAACCUAGCAUAACUCAGCAUCAGUGUAAUUGAAACAAACAAAACAUUAUUCAGGUGUCAUUCAGGAUGCAAUAUAAUUUUAAGUGCCAAAUUAUUGCAUGUACCUAGUUUCUAACAGAUAUGAGAAAUUUAUGCUAUUUUUAUCGUUAGUUCCUGUAUUUUCAUUCAUUAAAAUACAUGCUUAAUGUUUGCCUUUUUCACCAAAAUGGAUGUUGUGGAGUGUAACCACUACAAUGAUGAUAUGGAACAUGUAUUAUUGGAUAAUGAAAAUGUAGGAAACUGUGAUAAAUGCCAUAAACACAAAAUACUAAAUGGCAAUUUGACCAGCAGGAACCUCAUUACUGAAAAUCCUAUGUUUGAUGAUUCUCGGACUGAUAAUUCAGAAGAUUCUCCUUUGCUUGCUUUGCCAAUUAAUGAAGGUUGUUUUAGGGACCAUGACAAUGGCGAGGGUGAAUUUCAUUGCCAUAACUCCUUGUCCUCCCAGCAUGAGGACUCCAGAGCGUUCAAGAAGUUGUUGGCCGCUUCGUUUUUUUGUUUUUUAUUUAUGAUUGUAGAGCUGGUUGGAGGGUACCUGGCAGGUAGCUUGGCCGUAAUGACCGAUGCUGCCCAUUUGUUUUCAGAUUUCGUAGGAUUUAUAAUCUCCAUUUUGGCUAUAGUAUUGGCAAAAAAAGCCGCUACUAAACGUAUGACUUUUGGAUAUCAUAGGGCGGAAGUUAUAGGUGCUUUUUUAAGUGUAUUGACAAUAUGGUUCCUAGCAGUAGUAUUUCUAGUAUUAGCUCUAAGGCGACUAUAUAAGGAAGAAUAUGAUCUAGACGCAAACACGAUGCUUAUUGUUGCAUCUAUAGGAUUAGCUGUAAACAUCAUUAUGGGUGGAGUGUUGCACGGCGUUUGCCAUGCUCAUAGCCAUGGUCCUUCAGUUCAUCAAGGCCCAGAAAACAUAAACGUGAGAGCAGCCGCAGCUCACGUAUUAGGAGAUCUCCUUCAAAGUGUUGGGGUACUGAUAGCUGCAGUCAUAAUAAAAGUCUUUCCUGAAGCACAAGCGGCAGAUCCAAUUUGCACCCUGAUCUUUUCUGUGAUUAUUAUUUUUACUACUGCCCAAGUGGGCAAAGACUCGAUUUGGUUAAUGAUGCAGGGUAGCCCGAUAAGCAGAGAUAAGUUAGCGGCGGAAUUAAAAAAAGUUACUGGGGUCAUACACGUGCACGACUUGAACGUGUGGUCGCUGGCACCUGGUAAAAACGUAGUGACGGCACAUUUAGCUGUUGAUGAAUACUGUGAUAAAGAUACGGUGGUUCAAGCCGCCACCGCUUCCAUUAAAAACCAAAUAUCGAUAUUUAGUUGUACGAUACAGGUAGAAACUUACAGUAUGGAUAGUGUGAUAGGUUGUAAAGACUGUAGAGUUCGAGAGUGCUGAUGUUCUUGGGUUUAUAGUUGAUUUUUACAUGCGGUAGAAUUUAACAUAUUGGUACGCCCAGGAUAAAGGGAAUACUUAAUUUCUUUACAUUUUUAAGCUUAACAAACGUGUCAAAAAGUUGCUUUAAAAGUUAUAUAGUGUUUCCUUUAUUCUAGGCCACCCGGUAUGACUCUCUUGAAAAUAAAAUUAUUAUUAUGUGAUUAAAAAUAUACAAAAGCGCAAUUUUUACACAUGUGCCAAUUAUUUAGUUGGUGACUUUUUAAAUAAAUUAUAUCAUUAUA